CGCGCCCUUUCGCCACCGCCGCGGUUUGUCCCUGCCGCCGCGCCGUAGCGGGGCGGUGCUGACUGGGCCCGGCGGGAAGGGGCGCUGGCGGCGGCUUACCAGAAAAGACCAAGAUGAGUCUACGGAAGCAAACCCCAAGUGACUUCCUAAAACAAAUCAUUGGGAGGCCAGUUGUUGUAAAAUUAAAUUCUGGAGUUGAUUACCGAGGUGUCCUGGCUUGCCUGGAUGGGUACAUGAAUAUAGCUCUGGAACAGACUGAAGAAUAUGUAAAUGGACAAUUAAAGAACAAGUACGGGGAUGCAUUUAUCCGAGGAAAUAAUGUACUGUACAUAAGCACACAGAAGAGGAGGAUGUGAAGAUGCCAGAAGGAGGCUGUUUUGUACUUGUGAACCUCUUCGAAGUGAUGAACCCUAUUUGAGCUGUAGUUUAUAGCCCAAAGGUGAAAUAGACAAGUGUUUAAAUAUAUUUUUUUUUAAAUAAAUGUAAACCAAUGUAAACUUCCUGAAUGUUUUUGUUUCAAGGCAUUGCUUUGUUCCACUGUACAGAAAAACAAUAAAAGAGAAGCAUGUAGUAGUGCCGCAAGACUAAUUCAAA
This is a messenger RNA of Calidris pugnax (ruff), 594 nucleotides long. RefSeq names its product LSM6 homolog, U6 small nuclear RNA and mRNA degradation associated (gene LSM6). Gene Ontology annotation, biological process: mRNA splicing, via spliceosome; maturation of SSU-rRNA. The coding region runs from base 114 to 356 and encodes 80 amino acids. Gene Ontology annotation, molecular function: RNA binding. Gene Ontology annotation, cellular component: sno(s)RNA-containing ribonucleoprotein complex; nucleolus; U4/U6 x U5 tri-snRNP complex. NCBI's taxonomy places the organism in Eukaryota, Metazoa, Chordata, Aves, Charadriiformes, Scolopacidae. The record is from RefSeq and is a predicted model, not a curated record. The transcript is spliced from 4 exons.